AUGAUGGCGCUAUCAGUCCGGGAUUUCUACAUAGGAAUCAUUUGCGCCUUGCCGCGAGAAUUCGAUGCUGUGACCUGCAUGCUUGAUACCGAAUACAAGCCUCCUUUUGAUCGACUGCCCCAGAGUGAAAAUACUGCAUAUGUUUUCCGAUACGGCCGCAUGAGCGAUCACAAUGUUGCCAUUGUAUGUCUACCUUCGGGGAAAACUGGCACCAUCUCGUCUGCCACAGUUUCCGUCAAGUUGAUGGCCAAUUUUCCGAACAUCAAGUAUGGCCUGAUGGUUGGAAUUGGCGGUGGAAGCCCUGGCCCAAGCCCAGAGAAUGAUAUCCGACUAGGAGAUAUCGUGGUGAGCCAGCCAGGCAAGGCGAGAAUCAUGGACAACUUUCGUGAUAUGAUUGCUCGCGAUUCAAACAGGACUGAGUAUUUUAUGGCGCCCGAUAUUGGCACGGAUGUCUUGUACGAAGCAACAUAUCAACAUCUUGAAGGGCAGCAGACUUGCGAACAAUGUGACGCGACAAAGGCGAGAAUGCGACCAGAGCGAGCCCUUGAAGGCCCACUCAUCCAUCAUGGACUGAUCGCAUCUGGAAACCAGGUGAUGCGUGACGGAGUGACUCGAGAUGCACUACGUGAUGAAUUGGGCGUAAUGUGCUUCGAAAUGGAGGGUGCAGGACUGAUGGACAAUCUCCCGUCGCUGGUAAUCCGAGGCAUCUGCGACUACGCCGAUACAAGGCAUGGCAAAAUUAUGCCGCUGCAAUGGCGGCGGCAUAUGUUAAAUCUUUUCUGCAAUGCCUCCCUCCAGAAAAGGGUGAGGCUCACUGACAAUGACAUCGAAUCAGCCCACAGGUGGCUCUCAAAACACCCUGAAGGAGAGAUUCACAAAGAUAAUUUGAGUAAACGACAAGAUGGAACCAAUCUUUCGUUCAUUGAAAGCCGCAAGUUCAAUGAGUGGCUCAAUUCGUCGGAGAAAAGCUUCCUGUGGGUUAGAGGAAUCCCGGGUGCUGGGAAGGCGAUUAUUGCCUCUACGGUAAUAGAUACACUUCAAGCCCAUGUCCAGACGCGAAACAUUGCAUUGGCCUUCUUCUAUUGCACAUUUACGAACAGCGAAACGACAGACUAUCAGACAAUUCUAGGAAGCUUAGUAUCCCAGGUUUGUUAUAGGAGCCGGUCUGCGCUCCAGUCCCUGAUUGAUCAUCAAAGAGCGAAUCUAAGGUACAACGUGGCACAACAAUUGCCUCCUCCCAAACUAGAGGCUCUCAAGGAUAUUCUACAAAGAGGCCUCGACGAUCUUGAUAGCAUAUUCCUUGUCAUUGAUGCUCUCGACGAAUGCAGCGACCGUUCAUCCAUUACGAAGGAACUUCGUGGUAUAUUUGACAAUACAAAGGGCAAUCUGAAGAUCCUUGCGACUAGUAGAAGUGAAGGUGCCAUUGAAAGACAUUUCAAAGGACAACCAGAUAUAUGGCUCACAGAGCACACACAUAACGAUGUGAAAAUCUUCGUUGACAGUCGCGUGGCCUCCAUGAGGAACGAUACAGAAAAGGAAGAUAUAUCUGACAGGAUGCUGCACCGAGUCCAGAAAACUAUCCCGCGUAUUGCCGGCAAUAUGUUUUUGCUAGCCCGAUAUCAAAUGGAGAUAAUAGAGGAAUGUGACUGUGACGACGAUCUCGAAGAGAUUUUGGAAGACCUACCUGGAGACAUCGAUAAAAUGUAUGUCCGCAUUCUAGAAAAGCUUGCGGAUAUGGUCCGGAAUAACAAAGUCCGGAGAAAACGACAGCGCGCAAUAAUACGGUGGCUCGUUGCUGCAAAGCGCCCCCUCAAGCUAGAUGAGUUGGCGGAAGCUGUAACUAUUGGUCGAGGCCAGCAAGAGCUUCGAAAAACAGGAGUGGUACACGGAAAACCCCUGAUCGACAUUUGCGGACCAGUGGUGUACGUCAACGAAACAACAAAAGAAGUCACCCUCUGCCAUUUCUCGUUGAAAGAGUUUCUGAUCAAGGAUCGAUUUACUGAAGCCAUCAGUAAUCCAAGUCAUUCUAAGUUACUAUCCUACCGUGUAGACCUUCAAAAAGUUCAUGAAAAGCUUGCCAGAAACUGCUUAAUCUAUCUUUCGUUCGAAAUAUUCAAGACGCCUUACGUCGACGAGGACGAUCUAAACCGGUGUCGACAAGAAAACCACUUUCUUGACUAUGCAGCAUAUCACGUUGGUGAUCACUGCAGGGAACUAUCAAUUUGCAGCGACUCUCUAGUGGCCUACUUGGAUUGCUUUUUUCUUCCCGAGCCACAACUUUCGUCUAUACAGAGUUCUGAAUUGACAAGUAGAGUCAAUGGGUAUAGAGCACUGACUACAGUCAGCGUUCUCUGUCCUCCAGUAGGAGAUGAAUAUUGCGGCUGUUAUACCAGCGACAUCCAUGGAGAGUUCCGCGGAUGGCAGUCAAUAAAUGGGAUUGACCUUGCUCAGCCUAGCGACGAAGAUGGUGAGAGACUCGUCAAGAUGUGCAUGGAACACCAAGAGCAAAACUUUGCUUCGCAUCCCAGCUGCAGGUCUUGGCUACAGCUCUAUCGCAUUCUGGCACCGGGAACGAGGAAGGAUCACCAUGGCAAUAUAACUCCUCUCUACUUUGCCGCCCUUUUCAAUUGGCGCGCCGGGGUUGAAGUUUAUCUAGAGCGAAUCCAAGGCCGGUUGACGACGAGUGAUCUGAAUCAUGCCUUGAGAGGCGCUGCUAUCGGAGGCUCAGACAAAGACGAAGAUAAAGAUAACAAUACUUGUGCUGAGCUGAUCAGAAUCCUUAUCCAGGCGGGUGCAGAGGUAAAUUCACAUGUGCCAGAUCUUGGCAGUGCCUUGCAAUCAGCUGCAUUUUGCUCUAAUCUGGAAGCAACCGAUGCGCUAUUUCGACACGGAGCAAGAUUAGAGGAUGAUGAGAAGAACAUUUAUCGACCUGGUGGAACAGCUGGAGGAGCACUAGAGUCAGCAGCCAUGGCUGGCGACCAAGAGUUGAUUAAGAUGUUGAUCGCCAAUGGAGCCAAUGUGAACCGCGUCGGUGCGUGGAAUGGGACUGCGCUCAACGUCUCCGUCCGCCAUGUAGAUAUCGAGCUUAUAUCAUACCUUUUGGAUCUCGGUGCAGACCCAGCCAUUUAUGCCGGGUACAAUACCAGCACACUCCAUCAACUUGCCGGCGGCUGGGUACCGGAUUCUGCUAAAGCAUCAGCCAUACUCCAGUUGGUCUUGGAGCGUUGCGGCGCCGGUGCAAAUCUCAAUCCUUAUCCUUACGGAACUCCUUUACAGCAAGCUUGCUUCGCUGGCCAAAGAGACAAAAUCCACAUCCUAUUGUCGGCAGGCGCAGAUAUUCAUGCUGAAAGCGGCCAGUUUGGAGACGCAAUCCAAACGGCCUCGAUGCAUGGAAACGGUGAGAUUGUGACAGAUUUACUUGACAAGGGCGCCAACCCGGAUUCAGAUGCAAGACUCCUGGAAUCCAGAUGGAAUGUCAACUUUGAAGCGCCAUUUUAUGGAAGAAUUACCGUCCUCCAAGGCGGACAGGGAUUGGUUGAUCACUGGUUUGAUGCUGGUCCCUCUUCCUUUGACGUUGCACUGCCUCGGUUUGGAUUCUACGCUCCUGCUCUUCAGGCGGCUGUUCGAUGGCGUUCGGACCAUUGGAAUAAGAUCAUCUUGCUGCUCGAGAAUGAACCAACGCACCAAGAAGGCCACGAUGGAAGCCCUCUUCAAGCAGCCGCCUUGUUUGGGGAAUUACAGAACGUCAAUGCGCUUCUUGGGGGCUCGGAGUUACGCGCAGAUCCUAAUCAUGCCUCCGGUGGCAUCUUCAACACCGCGUUGCAAGCAGCAUCGUACAACGGGCAUGAAAAGAUUGUCAACACGCUUUUACACCACGGCAGUGAGAUCAACCAGGGUGGAGGCUUAUACGGGUGCGCCCUAUUGGCUGCGGCGGCGGCUGGACACGAAGACAUCUGUCGUCUUUUGAUCGAGAGUGGCGCGGAUCAAGACCAGCUGGAUACUCAUGGGUGGUCUUACUCCGACUGGCGUCUUCAACGGGCCAGAGCCUCUGUACGGACUGGAGGAAGCUCUACUGGAGCCCUUGGACCCACCGAAUUUGGUGAUGGGACCUUCAAGUCACCACAGUUGAAAUUGGGCGAGAACCGCAUAGAAGUUGAAUUUCAGGGCGUGCCAUGCUGCACAUCGGUGGAGUUUCUGUUUGGUUGGCUAACUGCCGGUCGUCCAUGGAUGAUGGCAUACGCUUUAUCAGCCCCUUCCAGUAUUGCGGCCUCACUGCUGGCGAAUCACCCAUUUCCACCAUGUCAAAGCUCUUAUUUCGAGUUUACGGUUGCUUCAGCCGGAGAUGAAGGCAUUAUUUCUAUCGGCGUUGGCGACGAGCUUAUGCCUCGCUUUGAGCUGCCUGGUCGAUUUCCCCGGUCCUGGGGCUAUGAGGGAUCGACGGGGAAAUGCACUGGCGAGAGGAAAGAUUUGGCGACCUUUGACAGAUUUUUAUGA
Trichoderma harzianum CBS 226.95 is the source of this 4494-nucleotide messenger RNA. RefSeq lists its product as hypothetical. The record is from RefSeq and is a predicted model, not a curated record. The coding region runs from base 1 to 4494 and encodes 1497 amino acids. The transcript has 8 exons. Gene Ontology annotation, biological process: nucleoside metabolic process. Gene Ontology annotation, molecular function: protein binding; catalytic activity. Lineage: Eukaryota; Fungi; Ascomycota; Sordariomycetes; Hypocreales; Hypocreaceae.